This is a messenger RNA of Porites lobata, 10225 nucleotides long. The record is from the annotation of a GenBank genome assembly. Lineage: Eukaryota; Metazoa; Cnidaria; Anthozoa; Scleractinia; Poritidae.
CAGACGGAAACUAAACAGUUCAACUUUCGGUUACACUCCCCUUUUAGCUUCCUAUGGACGUCACUCCCGCCGUUUACAACAAGCCGCACAUUUGAGUCUCUUUUGAUAUACCUGGUUUGUAUUAUAAAUUGCCUAAGCAAGCUGCAUGUUAGUUCAGUGUCUUUUCCUCCCAUAGAGGGAUACAAGAGUACAACUUCUACAGCGGUAUCGAGGAGUGAGAGCCAGCCCUUCUCGCGCUUCAGUAAAUACGUUAGAUUAAUAGACCCUUGGAGUAAUUCUUUGAAAGGUAAGGAUUUUACCUUCGAUUUUAAUCACUAAACUAUGAAUCGUACAAGAAGGAGACGAGAUAUCAUCUAGCUUCAUCGGGGGCACCCAACGUCAAUUUUCGGAAAAUAUCUGUUCGGAAGACGAUUUGAGAUCUAGAAUUUUCGGAACAUUUUUUGGUAAAAUUCUUGAAAUUCUUGCUUGUUUACUUCUCCUAGGAUUUUCGAACGUCUAAAAAAUAGUAUAAUUGCCCAUUUUUAACGGAUUUUUACUCUAAAAAGGUCACCUAGAAUUUUCGGGAGUCUUAAUUUUCGGAUCACUAGACUUUCAGCUAGGAAAUCCGAACAGAUGAAAAAUUUAUAGGGGAUAAAAAUAUGCCUAUAUCUACCGUUUAAAUACUAAAAUACGUUUAACAAGCUAUGUUUGAGUGGUUUUGAACUAUACUCUCGUUGGGUGCCCCUGCUUCAUCUGGAUAAUCUUUAACCAGUGCAAUACUAUUCAAUUCAAUACUGUCAAUUCAUAUAUAAGUUGCGAAUAGAGCGGACUUUCCUCUCUCCUAGCCGCUAGGGACGAAACGUACCUAACGGCAAAGAACAAAGAGAGACGGCCGUAUUCGAAGACUAAGUAAUUCAUUCAAGACGCUGUCCUCGCUUGAAUGAGAAUGUCAAAAGAGCAAUAAAUUUAAUUAGCUAACCAUAAACUUUUCAGGUACAUCACGCUUUUGGGUACACUUCUUCGCCAUCACUGCACGACUGCAACAGGUUAAGUCUAAGGCGGGGUAGAAUCAUUAAUUGUCUUGGAACAUAGGUAUUUGUUGAUUUUGUGGACUACCUCAGCGUAACAGUUAUAAUGCCGAGUGGUACUAAAUAGAAGGUGAUCACGUGUCAUGUGACUGUCCUAUAGCGAAGCUGAAGUUUUCUUUUUUUCAAGCUAGUUAUUAUUCUAUCGAUCUGAGGCAUUGUUAUCCUUGCUGUCAUGUUGAUGUCAUUGCCUACGCGUAUUAUUCAAUAUUUGUAAGUUGAAUGCAGUUGAUGAUAGUUCCAACCUCUCGCUCUGAUCGGGGAAUAUUUGUUAGAUCCAUCCAGACACGUGACCAUCGUGUCAUCAUCUGGGUCAUGAAACAAAACCAACGAUCGGCAGGGAACUCUGCGCUUGAUUUCCUCCUCAGGAAUCAGCACUCGAUGAACCUGUUUUAUGGAAGGAAAAAAAAUCGUUAAAACGCACUAAUAAUUCACAAAAUAAAAGAAACAGAAGCUUAGAAGUUAACUUUCAAUGAGCGUCUUCAGAUCUUUCUAAGAAUUGUCUCUGACGUCACAGGGAUGACCGAAUGGGACCAAAAAUCCAAACCCCACAAAAUCCCUAGGGCUUCCAACAAAACCCCCAAAAAUGCCAUGCCGAAUUUCUGAGCCUUAAAAAUCUCCAGAGAGGAAAACAAGUUUUGUUGAACUUUAAACACAGAACUUUGAGAUCGAGGGCACUUCCACAAAUCUUUUGAUUAUUCUAAUUGGCCAAAAAAAUCCCUACAUAAAUCUAGCCAUCCAAAAAAAUACUUGCCAAAUUUUCGUAGCCCGAAAAAUCCUGGAAUAGAAAAUUUCAAACCCAACAAAAUCCUUCGAUCUCCUUGUCCCUUGAAAUCCGGAGUAACCGCCCCCCCCCCUCCUCCCGGUUUAAAUUCUGACUAUAAUCAUAAAAGAUUUGAAGAGUUUCUCACUUCACAGCACUCUCAACAUAGUAAAAUUUACAUCUCAUUUCACACCAUAAAACCACGUGCAAACGGUAGCUAAACGUUUGACGGGUUUCAAACUUUGUAACAACCAAACGCAACAAACAAGGUGUGCAAACGGAUGCAACAUGUAGCAUCCAACAUUGGUGGGAGUUGUUGGCCAACACUGUUGCGUCCGUUUGUAUGAGGCUUAAGAGUGUCAAGUGGCUUACUCACUAUCUAUAAGAUUCAUUUUCCUUCUUACUUAGAGUAAUGAAACUACAUUUCAGUGCUUAAAUCCUAUCAUGCAAAAAAGAAAAAAAAUAUACAAUAAAAUCGAUCGUACCAGAUCAAGGCCAAUGGCUAUGACAGACAGCAUUCUUGAACCAAAGCUUGUCAUGCACUGAAACAUGGUUCGAACAGUGCUUUGAAAGUUUGGCACAUCCUCGUUCGGCCAGGUCUGUGAAGUGACAAUUGAUUACAUAUUAGAUAAAUAUUACUUUACGGCAGAUCAGAGCCAGAUAGAAAUAAUUGACAACCCCUGCCAAAUUUCAUUUCGGUAUUUUUCACUUCAUGAAGAGGUAACUUUUAACUAAAAUGACAUUUGAGGCAAAAUUGGUGGCUUCUGCCACCAUAUUCAUUUGUAAGCGUUUCAAAACCGAAGUCGUGUUAAGUUUUCCUUUUAACUCUUGUGAGUCUGUGUACAAAAUCCUAUAUGUAAUCAUUCGAAAAUCAAACCCGCCUUACUAGCAAUUUCAUAUGGUGCCAUUGUUUUAGUUCCAAAACGAAAUUCGCCGCCGUUCUGAUUAACUUCAGGAGAAAGUUCCGCCAGAAAAUCAAGCCACACAACUAUCGAUAUGUUUUCUGCAAAAAGCAGAGGACCCGUUCCAGUCGAGUGUUCCUAAACGAUUUCUCACAGAGUUUCCAAGGUGCUGUUGUAAAUGUUAUUGUGAAAUAAAAUUGCAACAGCCACUUACAAAGUUUUCAUCUUCCAGAACGCUGAAGUCAAAUGAUUCUUUGAGGUCUCCAGGUCUUUUUAAAUUGGUGCUGCAAUUUGACACAAAGUUUCGGUGACGUCAUAUUAAUCAACGUCGUGCAUACUACUGAAAAACUCCCUUACAGUAAAUGCACUUUACAGUCAAACCAGGUCAAGCAUUCCCGUCGCUAACAAACUAAUGAAUUCAUUAAUGGAAAAAUGAUUUCGUUUGUUGAUUCAAAAAUCCAUUCAUAAAAUGAAUAAUCCAACGGUCAAAUUGUACCUCGAUUCAAUAAUCAAAUGUUGAUUUGGUUUAUGAACAAAAUCUACCUGUUCUUUAUUCUUGUCUGUUGUGUUCAAUCGUAUUUGCUUCCCUUUUCCUACCGUUUACGAUUGCGUUUUUCAUUGCCUUUAAUCAAAACAUCAGCUAGAAUAGACAGACCGCAAACGCAAAGAAACUGACAAAGGCCGAGGAUCGAAAUCCACCAAUCACCGCAUAUACACUGACCUCAGUUUGACCGUCGUGUUUUCUAAGGGGUCAGGCCUAGGUCUGUUGCACUGAUUAUUGGCAGCAAACUGGCGUACAUGUAACAGUUUGUUUGGGUUUGAACUUCAGAACUCGCCAGCACUCGACUCUCAGAAAAAAAAAAGGAAAAAAAAAAUUCUGAGGUCAACUUGUGGAAAGUGUAAUUUUUCAAAAAACAGUAAUCGAAUCAACAUUCGAUUAUGGAAUCGAGGCUAAAUAUGACUAUUGGAUUGUUUAUUUUGUGAAUGGAUUAUUGAAUCAACAAACGAAAUCAUUUUUCCGUGAAUGAAUUCAUUAGUUCGUUAGCGACGGGAACGCUUGACCUGGUUUGACUGUAAUUAAAAGCAAAUGUGAAAAGGUGCCCAUAAUAUUUAUUAUUUGUUCGUUCUCUCCAUUGCUCCGAGACGUUUUUUUGCAGGCACUGACCAGUUUUCCCAUCUCCUCAAAAAACCAAAACUAAAUUGCAGUCUAAUCUAGAACGCACGGAAACGUUUAUAUGAGUUCUUAAAAACGCCUAAACGAGUUUCGUGAGUAUAAUCUCUCAUCGUGCUCUUAAUUAGUAAAAUAUCUAAAAUAGAUAUUUAAUCAGCGCAAUCGAGCGUCUACAGAUGUAUGAACACCUGUCUGGUUUUGGGUUAUUAGCUAGUUCUAUUGGUCUAAGCUCGAAAGAGAAUCCACACAAUUCAGUCCUACCUCUAUAUCACUGUAUCAUUGGACAUUUUUAAAAUGCAGACACUAAGGUCUGUCCCUUUUGGAUUCCUCAUUGUAGUAAAAGGUUGAAAGAAUUUUCUUCCGUAAGUAAGUAUACCUUUCCCUUUCAAGCUCAUCCCAACCAUUCUUUGUCGUUCCAGUUUUCUUUGUAUAUUUUCUCUUUACAUCAAUGUUCAAGUUAAAAAACUUGUCAGAAGUCUCGAAAGUGGUGUCAAUCUGCAAGAUAAAAGGAUUAUUAACAAAGUAAAACAAUCAAUCAAUCUAACAAACCAACACAUCAUUCAUCAUUUAAGUGGAAUGCUUAUGAAACUCGUUAGACUCCUUUGUUAUAUGUUUUUGUUAGCUUUUUUAGACCUGACCGUGCACAACGUUCAAUAGCAUUCAUAUCAUUUUGAAGUUACUGAUCACAAAAAGAAACAUCGCAUUAAUUUAUUCAGUCACAACUUGCGAAAAAACAAAACAAAACAAAAACGGAGACUAUUUUGUGUACGGUCAGGGAGCUUCCAACAUAAACCACAGCACCGUUGUUUUCAACUUUGACGUUUGCCGGCUUUCAUAACCAGUCUCCUCUACUAUGCUUCACAGUAACUGGCAUCCGUCUUUCGAAGUCUUUCUGAAUUUUUAACUUCAUUACGUCACCACCUCUUGAGGGAACGUUUACACGGCACAGGACUGCUUGUUCCUUUAUUAUUGUCAGACACUAGAGAAAAGCUUUUGCUCUAAUCAAAUUAAUACGACGGACAAAAAAUUCAUCAUUUCGAAGACGAAUAGACCUAUUUCAUAAUGGCGGCGUAUUUACUUAUUCUUUCAUAGAUUGAUAUGUCUCCCAAGCAUUUUAUCAAACGUUUCAAACAACAAAAAUAACUUCUGAAACACUGUUAACUGAAGCUAACUGACAAGUUUGCAAAAAAGCAUAAUCAGUGCAGUCCAUAUCAAUUACUUAUCAUAGACCUUCUUCGAGUUUGAAAACCCGGUCCGCUUAUUGUAUUUACCGCUGUGUUAUUUAUACUUUCUUUUCAUGUUUUGAUCAGCUAUUCUUAUGUUUCACACGGUUUACAGUGGCGGUUUCCACUCUAAAAGGGAAUUGAAUUUGUCUAGUCAGCUCUCUCGGAGACAAUAUAACGAGAUUAAGUCUUUUGUAAAGACACUACGUAUGUCAAACAAAACAAAAUUGAAAAUGAUGACUGAAAUUUUUGUGGUACAUUAAUUCUGACGAAAAAUUGUCAAGCGAAUUUUAUUUGGUGUCUGGGGUUAAUUUAAAGUUAUAUUUAGGGUGAGACAUACUCUAUGUGUUUUACAAAAAUAAGUUGACGCUUCCUUUGCUGUUUUCAGUUCUCUCAGAAAAUUUCUGAUCGAUCUCUAACCUCUCCUGAUUUGAGAAAGUAGUUUUCACUGGAUAACAUAUUUGUUAUCUUUUCUGGAAAUUUCGCUCAGAGGGUUAAGUUAGCCGCCUGUGGUAAUUGUGCAUGUUCAUGGUAAAGUUGUUUUAAGCAUUCUUAUCCUAUUAUCUUGACUGUUCUAGUAGUUUUCACCUGAAAGUUUAAUAAAAUUAUAUGACUAUAUUUUCUCUUGACUUGAAUCGGUGGAAGACACGUCUGUCUCAUUUCGGUACAUCUCUGCGGCAACACUUCUAUUCUUACAAAAUUUUUAAUCAAGGUGAAUUUCUGAAGAUAACGAACCCUUGUUUGUGUUGCUCGGUUUGGUAGUUUUGACCUAAACAACCUUUCGUCUGUGCUUUCCAGGAAAUGGUUACCUUAACCUCUUUUUAACCCUUUUUGUUGUAGUUUCUUGAAUUUUCAACGGAAUUUAUCGCAUUACAUAGUUUUUUACCUUGAUUAGAAAUAUUGUGAUGGCAAUGAGGUGACUCUACAAGUGUUUUGAAAUAAAUAUAUUCGUUCAAAUUUCUGCUCUGGACUACGUACUGUGUUUUUAGUUUAUAUCACGCCUUCUGAAUAUUCCGGUGGCGUCCAAAUUUGAUUUAUGGAACGUUUAGCCAAUCAUAUUCGACGAGGAAGCUUAACUACUAGACAUGAUUUUUAAACUGUAAUUUUAGUACUCUUCUCACUGUUCUUGUAAGAUAUCUAUUUAGACGCCGAUUCUUUGUAAUUUUUAUGUUACUCUCCUUGAAAUUUAAGAAAGAAAAAUCCUUUUGACAAAGUCAUUAAAUCGAAGGUUCAACGCUAAAGAGUCUCUUCUAGCCAGUCACAGAAGACUUGCCUUUAGAAACAUUCAUUUCUCAUGAGUCAAACAGGUGGGUUUUCUGGUCAAUAUAGAAGGGAGUUGCCUCAGCCGACAUUGUAUUAGACUGAACUGUAAUCAGCAAACGAUGAAGUUGUGCAAUUAAUGAAGUUGUGAAAGAGACGCCUCAAUUCAUGUGUUGUAUAAAAGGAACGAGCUAGUUUCUCCGAAAAGUUUAAAGUGUCUUCGACAAAAGUGGUGGACGAAAACCGGGCUGUUUCCCGCCUUAUUUUACGUCUAGGCGUGGCCGUGGAACCUUACAGCAACCAAUUACUCCACUUCGUAGGCCAAAUAACUUGCAGUUAGUCCUACUUGGCCGUGAUCUUUAUCGCUCUCCUUCUAAUCUACCUGACCAGCCGAUUAACGUGUCGCUGGUUUUUUUUUUACUGCAAUCUGAAAGAGCAGGUCCGCGAAACGGGUGUGCCGAGGGUACUGCAGGCAAGCCCUCCGUUUCAAGCAGUAUCGUCAGUUAUUCCAGAUACAAGAACAGACAGACCAGAAUUGUCCCUGACAGGGCGUUGUCCCGAAGGUUUGACUUCCAGGAUUUUUCCAGGGCUUUGACGAAAACACCUCUACCUUGGACUUGACAGAAACCGACUGACCACCCAUGCAAGCCCAAGCAGGGGAGACAGUUCAAGGCCUAAGUCAAGAACUUGUGAGCGAACAUUAUGAUAACUCUGUUUCAGUUUUUUCAGUGCUAUAGCUAGUUCGUCUACUAUGAUAUCUCUUAUUCUAAGUAAUGCAUCAUCGCAACACGAUAGGAACAUACUCGGUGGAUGCCUCAUACUGUUCCUUCUGUCAAAUUAACGUCAAAUUAACACCCGUUCAAAUAGCCGUAAACAGAAAACCUUAGGUAAUCAGAGCUACACCGAUUUUUGUACUUGUCCACAUGGUGAGCAAACGACCACAACAAAUUUAACUAUGAGUGACCAUCAAAAGAAAUAAUUCCAACCAAUGUUCCAAGAAUUCUACCAAACUUUAACCAACGAUCUCGCUAAAUAGUCGCAUACACAAAGAUUGCAGUUAGAUUUGAUUCAGACACGCCUUGAUAAAAAAUCUAGCGCUAGAGGCAUAUAAAACCUGAUGUUCUCGACGACAAUCCUGCUGUGGACGCUUUUAGUACUCUUGUAAAGGAACGAGCUAGUUUCCCCGAAAAGUUAAAAGUUUCGUUCAACAGGUAUAAAUUCGGUCCACUCCGUACGGUUCUUACAACAGGUCAUAAGAACAGGAUAAACUUGCCGUUUCUUGUGGGAUUCCAUGGUUUGUAAUAUAGACGAAUCCAAUUGUGCUGAAAGCUUGUAUACUUGUUUAGCAAGGUCUUUAACAGCUUGGCUGCUUUGAUCUGGAUCUUUGACGUCUAGACUCAUUGCGCUGAAGUCUACAACUGGAAUUGGACAUGACAGAUUGGGCGCUAUGUUAAACUCUUCACAGGGUUGACAAAAGCAGAACCUUUAAAUUAGUAAAAUAAAUAAAUAAGACAAUAAUAAUUAUAAUAAUAAUAAAUUAAUAUUUAGGUUUGCCGUGAGAACUGAAGUCACUUUCAUGGCACAGUUUACGAGAGCAUACGUGUGCAGAACUUCUGCUUAAGACAGUGUUAAGACGUCCGUCAUAGAACAUGUACUUUUAAUACAGUUUGUAUUUGCUUCUUUAUAAUUUAUCUUUUGCCUUUAAAGAGUGUUGACGUCAACUGAAGCAAACUGAAUUUGCCGGAAAUUAAGGUAUAGGUUGUGACUUUCAAAUUAGGGCGAUAUUGCAAAGAUUUCCGUGACACACUAAGCUUUCUUUCUUAUGCUCUGACAUGACCCGCCCAUACCUGAGUUGGAUCGAGGCAAAAAUCUCAAGUGAGGCUGGCUUUGGGCACAGGCUCGUCACGUACGCGACCUGAAUUAGUCUGCGGCGAAGUCAUGAUAAUGCAGAAAUAUCAGAGUGUCAUAAAUGGUUGCAAACUGAACAGACGUUUCGGGUGUAUAACCCUUCGUCAGUGAAAACCGUUAAACUUGACCUAUGAUUCAAGAUAUCAAUAGAUACAUGAGACUAAGGUGGUUACGAACUUCACAUUAUAUGUGACGAAUCGUCAAAAAUUAUGUAAUAGUUACUCGUUAAUGUACCUGCAUCGAGGAUGAUAUAUCACGAAACAAUAAUCUAAACACCGACAUGGAAAGGUUUCCAUGUGUACAGCUCUGUAGUCCGUCUACUCAUUAGAUUUGGUCCUUGUCCUGGCUAAAUUGCAAAUACUAAAACAAAAUACAAAACUAAGAUUUUAAAGUAAGUUUACAUGCAUGCAGUCCUAUAAAGGAUACAAAACUAGUGAAAAAUAGACAAACAGUAAACCUAUGGGAAUCCUGCGCUAAUUCAAUUCAGGCUUAAAAAGUAAAGUUUUAAAUUCUUUUUAAAGUUAGGUGUGGUAAGGUUGUUACGCACAGUCAAGGUGAUAUCAUUCUUUCUGGCCGGUUAAAGUGGCAUUUUGUUGAGUUUUGCAAUCGUAGGUGCUAUCCACAAAAGAAGAAUUAAAGGCUGGCUACAAAACAAAGGGACCAUCUCCACGCGCCUUCACGCGAAGCGCUAUAUAUAAAUUCGAGAAUAAUCGACGAAUCCGCUCCAAAUUGCCAUCGGCUAAUCUGCAGGUAACGUGUGCUCCGGCUUCUUGCUCGCUGGCUCCACAAAACCCAUCGUAACUGCACAAUAAUCGCUCGCUCAUCAACAAACACAGUUGACCUUUACGCUUCGAUAUGACCGCAAACUGCCAGGACUGGCAGUUUGCGGUCAGAUCGAAGCGCAAAGGUCAACAGUGUUUGUUUUGUAACCUACGCUUGCAAAACUCAACAAAAUGCCACUUUAACCGGCCAGGAAGAAGAAGGAGACGUUCAGUUAAAGGUGUCUUAGCUUUGUUUUGUUAUAUUUUGACUUUUGGACUAUUUUAGUCACACCAUGGGAGUUUCGACGACUUAUCCCAUUUUGUCUAUGUCAAUAUUAACGAAAUUGUCUCAAAGUACCUGAUGCUUCUUCAUCAUGACAGGAACGUGAAAAAUCAUGAUGUGCAUUUAGGGUGUAAUGAUAAUUGCUUGAAUGUACCCAGGUCCACUCCCAGACAUUGCAACCAUGUCUUUGCGCCAACUUAUCGGCCUGCAACACCAAAGUGGUUCUUAGCUCAGUGAAGAUUUACAAGGAAAAACUCCAGGGUGUAAUAUUAUUUCACUUUUUGCCUGAUUCAGAAGAAGAUAAAAACCAAUCUUACUUUAAAAUGAUUUUAUUUGAUCAUCAGUGAUUCUUUCCUUGUUCAAAAUCUCCAUAAGCUCUCUGCAGUUCGACAGAGAAGACAAGAAGAGAGAAGGGAUUGUUUCAUGCUCAUUAUAUUUACAAAUUUUGUAAAACUACCCUAAAACAGACACUUAUAGGUUAUCCCUGGUACUCUUCAGUCAGUGGUGUUUGCCUUAUAGGGAGUUAAAUGUACAACUUUACAACUGACAUUACUACUUACAAUCCAUAGUUGCCUUGUCUUGUUAACCUUUGCUGGUAGCAAAAUCUUUUCAAAAUGAUCUGGCAGCUUUCGUAGUAGAAUCUUCUUCUCUUCCCCUAGCAAGGAAGUCCAUUCCCACUUGUUAUUUGUCUUGUACACCCUAAGGCUGACACCUAGAGAGUGUACAACUACUAGGAAGGCAUCCAGGUGCCUCCUGUGACUUUUUAUUUCCUGGUCUGCUCUGAUUAUCAUCCUCCAAAAAAUAAAAGAAAAUAGGUUGUGAUUUAACUUAGUCUCUGUUAGAGUAAUAUUUUUUACUUACUGAAUCCCAUUUUAGAAUGUCAAGGAUAA